Molecule: messenger RNA, 1364 nt
Organism: Ilex paraguariensis (yerba mate)
Lineage: Eukaryota; Viridiplantae; Streptophyta; Magnoliopsida; Aquifoliales; Aquifoliaceae
Source: the annotation of a GenBank genome assembly
UCUCUCACCGUACUGGAGUCUUGAUCAUUGUAGAACCGAUUUCCAAGAAGAGUACCUGCCUUUGCCUGUAACUUCUUUCUCUUGAUCUUUAUAGGACCCCCAUAAAUUCCCUCAUCGCCAAUAGCAAAUUCAUCGGGGGUUUCAAAUUUCGAAUUUGUUCCCAGAAAAUCAUUCAGUCGGUUGCUUUCUCCAACCGCUUCCAUCGAGCACAUAGCAAUAGUACUGUAGUAGCACAAGUCCUUGAAGUCCAAACUUUAAAAGAAAUUGUUAGAAUCGAACGGUUUUGGAAUUUCGGAGGAGAUGUGGGGUCAAGAACGCCGUGCUCCGGUGGAAGUUGAUGGUGGCGAAACCCCUUGGAGUUGGGGGCCCCCUAUCUGGCUGGGAAGACUCGGUGGUUGUGGUAAUGGUCAAUUGGGUGGUUAUAGUAAUGAAAGCGAGCAUGACUUGGCUGCUAUGGUGAGCGAUUUCUUGGAGAUCGGUAGCAGUGGAACUGAAUCUUGGUAUAGCAGCGACAGCGAUUCCGGUUUCUCCGAUCUCGCUUAUCUGGCGGACAAGAUUUUGUCAUAUAAGCAUGCAGUGGACCAGUAUGAGAGUGACUUGUUAUCAGUGGUUCAUUCCCUAAUUCUUUCUAUCAACGAGACAACACAUAAGCUUGGCAAGCCAGACACAUGUAAUGCUAGCUGCAUCAGAUUUUGUCUGGUGAAGCUCCUGCAGUCUUCUGGUUAUGAUGCAGCCGUUUGUGCAACCAAGUGGCAGGGUUUUGGCAAAAUUCCUGGAGGUGAACAUGAAUUUAUUGAUGUGAUCACCCAUCGUGAAGGCGGAUGCUCUGAGCGUUAUAUCAUUGACAUCGACUUCCGAAGCCACUUUGAAAUAGCAAGAGCUGUUAAAUCCUAUGAUGCAGUUUUGAAUUCUCUUCCGGCAGUUUAUGUGGGCUCCAUGACCAAGCUUAAACAGUUUCUUCAAACUAUGGUAGAGGCUGCAAGAUUUUCUCUCAAGCAGAACUCAAUGCCUCUCCCUCCAUGGCGGUCCCUUGCUUAUUUGGAGACCAAGUGGGAAUCUACCAGCCAGAGAGUAGUCAGUCUUUCUGAGGGAAAUAGCAACAGCACCUGCUUUCGUAGUCAUCAGCACUGCAUUGGGCUAUUAAGGAGGCUGAAAUCUUGUAUUCAAUCUGAAAUCAAAGCAAAAGGAUUGUCAAUGCCCCUAAAACGCGAUAAGAAACAAAGGGCGAAGAGAGACAGAUGGAGGCAAUCUUCAUUCAGGACUUCAUGAAGUCGCUGAGGUUUAGUUGGGUGCAAUACGCAUUCAAGACUGUUCAGGGAGUCAAUGUGGGUUUUUUUUUUGUUUGAGAGAGAGAGGGGGGGGGG